Arachis ipaensis is the source of this 2877-nucleotide messenger RNA. Lineage: Eukaryota; Viridiplantae; Streptophyta; Magnoliopsida; Fabales; Fabaceae. The record is from RefSeq and is a predicted model, not a curated record.
UGAAUAUAAUAAAGUUGCGAUCAUGAACUUAGAAAUACUUAAAAAUAUAUCCUAUCAUAACAUCAUUAUUUAUUUAUAUAUAAAGAAAAAAUACAAUCCAAAAAAGAAUUAAGACAAACUAAUCAGACGAAGCAUGUUAUAUACUUAGUACUAAAAAAAGCAGAGAAAAUAAGCUUUGUUAUGGAAACCACAACACUCUGAUAUUAAACUUUUGUUGUAUCUCUCUAAUUCGUGUAUUUUACUAUUUUGUUAGAGAACUUAGCUUUAGUUAUAGAUAAGAUACAUGAAAAAACAGAUCAAUUUUUACGAAAAAAAAACAAGAAAUUAGAUAGGAUUAAAAAAACUAAUAUACGGUUAAGACGGUUGAAUAUAAUAUGACAAUGUUUGCUUAUUAUUUACUAUAGACAGAUUUUGGUGCCUUCUUGUUUGUUAAAGAUAUGAAUAUAUUAGCUGCCACUAACGGAGAAGAUUUAUAUAUAAAGGAGAGAAAAGACAGAAUUUAAACCAACGACAAUAACUUCGAACCUUCGAGGAAAAAAGGAGCGUAAUACCACACAACUGGUCUGAGAGACCUUCUGCGAAAGUUUAACAUCAAAGUGUCAUCGUUUUCUAAAGAUAGUUCAUUUUCUCUCUGUUUUUUCUGUCGUACAAGUACGUAACAUAUCUUAUCUGUUUAAUUUAUCUCAAUUCUUUUUUGGAUUGUACUUCUUUAUAUAUAAAUAAAUAAUAAUGAUAUGAUAGAAUAUAUUCCUAAUUGUUUUUGUGUUGCUGAUCACAACUCUACAUAGUUAAUUAGGAACAAUAAUAAUUACCUUUUUGAGAAGGUGUUAAGAUCGGAAUAAGAAAGAAUAGAUAUUAUUGAUUAAUUAUCGUUGAGAUCAAAUUUUACUUAAUAAUUGAAAGUCUGCAUGAUGUUAUGAAACGCAUGAGAUUAAUUGCAUGCAUAAAUAAACAAUGAUGGAUGAAAUAAUAAUAUUUUCAGCGUGGAGGGGGUGCAAGUGGUAGAGGAAAGCUAGAAAUCAUCAAUAGGGUUGACAUUAAAUUAAUAAGGUGAUCAGUAAGAAUGGAAGGAGGGCCGGAGGCAGCGAGUAAGCAAGAGUUCACGGAAUUCUGGAAAAGAGCAACCAGUUCGCCAUACAUCAUGCGCCUUGCUCUAUCGGCCGGAAUUGGAGGUCUCCUCUUCGGCUACGAUACCGGUGUUAUCUCAGGAGCCUUGCUUUACAUUCGCGAAGACUUUGUAGAAGUUGAUAAGAAAUUAUGGUUGCAGGAAGUCAUUGUAAGUAUGGCUGUAGCGGGAGCCAUCAUUGGUGCUGCACUUGGUGGAUGGAUGAACGACAUGCUCGGCCGUAAGACCUCUAUCUUGGGGGCUGAUAUUGUUUUCUUUCUUGGCGCAAUAGUCAUGGCUAUUGCCCCUGCUCCUUGGGUCCUCAUCGUUGGAAGAAUUUUGGUUGGUUUUGGAGUUGGCAUAGCUUCCAUGACUUCCCCUCUCUAUAUCUCAGAAGCCUCUCCAGCUGCCAUUAGAGGAGCUCUCGUUUGUAUAAAUGGUCUCCUCAUUACCUUUGGCCAGUUUCUCUCCUACCUUAUCAACCUCGCAUUCACCAAGACUCCUGGAACAUGGCGUUGGAUGCUUGGGGUGGCCGGACUUCCGGCGGUGGUUCAGUUCGUUUUAAUGCUGACCCUUCCUGAGUCACCGAGGUGGUUGUACAACCAGGGAAAAGAAAAUGAAUCAAGGAAAAUCCUGGAAAAGAUUUACAGAGCAGACGAGAUUGAAGGGGAGAUAAAAGCUUAUCUUGAUGCCCCUAAUGUCUCUUCAUGGAACUGCAUGAAAUGUUUGAAAGCUGAAUGUGCCUUCUGUGCCAGCACCGGAGGCAAUCAUCUUCCAGGAGCAUGCCUGGCGGAAACAAAGGAAGUCAGAGUGGUGUGCGGUGAGCAAAAGCGCGUGUGGUUUUCUGAUGGAUGCCCAAGCAAAAUUGGAGUGCUUGCAGUUAUAGUGUUGGGACUAUAUAUCCUAGCCUACUCUCCUGGAAUGGGAUCAGUGCCUUGGGUUUUGAACUCAGAGAUUUACCCAUUGAGAUUCAGGGGAAUUUGUGGAGGCAUAGCAGCAGUUUCAAACUGGUGUGCUAAUCUCAUAGUGAGUUUGACAUUCUUGUCACUCAUCCAUGCACUUGGGGCUGCAGGAACAUUCCUCCUCUUUGCUGGGUUUUCCACAAUUGGACUCGUUGCCAUCUAUCUAUUGGUACCAGAGACCAAAGGGCUUCAGUUUGAAGAGGUUGAGAAGUUGCUUCAGAAAGGUUUCAACCCUUGCGAUUGCACCAAUCCAAAGACAGACGAAGAGAAAGCAAGUUCUAGUAAAUAAAUAAUAUCAUAUGAUGAAGCUGUUAGUUCUCUUUCUCCAUGUAUGUCGAUUUGUAUCCAACACAUUAAAUAAGAAAAGAGGCAUGUUGUAUGCAUACUUUUAUUUUUGUUUUCUCUUUUCAGGGAUGGAUUCCCCGAAAAUAAUCUAAAUUGUGUAUUAGCAUCAUUAUAUGUUCCGCUUUUUCAUUAUUAAAAAAAAUCACAAAACAUUUUCUUUACAUAAUUUACUUACUUUUUUUUUUACAAUAUGUCAGUGACGAAUUAUAUUGCCACAAUAACAAUGCAAAAUAUUAAAAUAGUCAAAUAUUUUUGAAUUUAAAAAAAAUUACGAAUAUAUAAACAAUUCAACCUUUUAUUUAUUCUAUUUAUUUUUACUAUUAGAUUAAAAAGUGAUAAUACAAAAAGAGAAUACAAUUCUUUUAGAUAAAAUAAAAUUUUCUCAUAUAUACAUUAGAAUGUUGAAAUCAUUUAUUUUUAAUUAAAAGUUUCAAAUUAAGCACAUAAUUAAUAUAUUUUAGAGAA